AUGACAACCCAAACUGGUUUACUGGCACUGGCCCUCUCAUUUCUAAGAACAAGUGACAAAUUUACGAUUGAUUCCACUGUGCUCUCCAGUGCGGGUGAACAAAUUAGAAGUAGUUUAGAGGAAGAUCCCCCCAGUGAACCGGUUAAAAGCACGAAACGAUCAGUGGGGCAUGAAGAAAUUACCCCAUUGGGCAAAAAGGAUGUUAAUCCUAGUCUUGAAAAUGUAGAUAUGACCAGAUGUUGGAAAAACAACCUGGAGAGAAUGAAGUCACAACUUCAUUCAGGGGAAGAUGAAAAUAGUUGUCCCGCGAUGGGGAACUGA
This is a messenger RNA of Opisthorchis viverrini, 321 nucleotides long. RefSeq lists its product as hypothetical. NCBI's taxonomy places the organism in Eukaryota, Metazoa, Platyhelminthes, Trematoda, Opisthorchiida, Opisthorchiidae. The transcript is spliced from 2 exons. Bases 1 to 321 code for a protein of 106 amino acids. The record is from RefSeq and is a predicted model, not a curated record.